AGAGGCGCGCUCGGCAGAGCCACGGGCAGGUGGAGUAGGAGCAGUAGUGCGAGUUGUGUCGUGCGAGUGAAAACAUCGACGCUAUAAGGAUGCUGGCAUCUUUAGCAGAGUAUCUCGUUCGCACAUAACAAGUUGGAGCCUUGCACACGGAGAAAAAAGAACUCGGUGACGUACCAAACGUGAAUUUGUGAGUGAGCGUGUGUGUGUUUUUUUCUGACCCACGAGCCAAUGCUAUGUCGAUCCCGUACAAAUGUGCAGAAUUCGUGUUAAAAUAAUUUAAUUGAAUUCCUCGAGUCAUAUAGCGUCCGGUUAGAAUAUAUCUAUAUAUACAUACGUAUACCGACAGAGCGCUCACUUGAUCUCUCUUUCUCUCUCUUUCUUUCAUAACGGAAUUCCAUAUACACUUACUCUCGGAGUGCGAGGAAAAUAUUUUUGACGAAUUCAAACAUCCAGACACCGGCUUCAAAUAAUAAUCGAGUGUGUACUUUUUUUCUUUUUUUUAUUUAUUGGAAGAAGAACGUCGAUGUUAACAUGAAGUGAGAGCUGUCUAUUCCGUCUUAUCUAUCUAGAUUACCUAAAAAUAUUAAAGCAGUGCCAAAUAUUGCCAAUAACCAAAAAUGACGGUGCACGUGGAUGCUGACAUUAGGGUAAAAAUCAUCUUCAAUGGGGAAGUGCAAAUUAUUUACAUCAGUUCGGACAUUGAAUUCGAAAAAUUAAAGGACGAGGUGAGGAGCGUUUGCGGAUUUCAAGCGGCUCCGGACGAUACCAAUCACCACCAGCAGUUCACGGUCAAAUGGAUCGACGACGAGGGCGAUCCCUGCCGCAUAGCCUCGCAAAAAGAGCUCGACGAGGCGAUAAGACUCUACGAGAUCGAAAAAAGCAACGAAAUCAUCGUUCAUGUAUUUCCUAAUGUACCGAUGGCCCCGGGACUUCCAUGUCAAGGAGAAGAUCGAAGCAUCUACAGACGCGGGGCUCGAAGAUGGCGAAAACUGUAUCAUGUGAACGGUCACGUAUUCCAAGCGAAACGAUUCAACAAGCGAGCCUUUUGCGCCUUUUGUCACGACCGAGUCUGGGGCUUGGGUCGCCAGGGCUUCAAAUGCACCCAGUGCAAGCUGCUGGUGCACAAAAAAUGCCAUAAAACCAUCAAAAUCGGCUGCUCGAAUCAGCAGCCGAUAGGCGCGUACAACGCGGCCACGUCGUCGGGCAAUCAGGACUCGUCGCCGCGUUCGACGACGUCCGCCCGACACAUGCGCAACGACAGCGACUCGACCGAGGUCGCGGCUCACUCGCUACAGCCGCAGUACUUGAGAACCGGAGCGACGGCGGAAACGACGACGAAAAUCACCGACGGACCGCACGAGGAGCUCGUCAACAGACCCGAGGACAGCGAGGAUCUCGGGGCGACGAGCGGCCAGCAGCUCAGCCUCAAGGACUUCGAGUUGGUCAAGGUCAUCGGCCGAGGCUCCUACGCCAAGGUGCUCAUGGUCGAGCUCAAGUCGACCAAGUGCAUCUACGCCAUGAAAGUCAUCAAAAAGGCCCUGGUCACCGAGGACGAGGACAUCGACUGGGUCCAGACGGAGAAGCACGUCUUCGAGAUAGCCUCGAAUCAUCCGUUCCUCGUGGGGCUCCACUCGUGCUUCCAGACGGCCUCGAGGCUCUUCUUCGUCAUCGAGCUGGUUCGCGGCGGCGACCUCAUGUUCCACAUGCAGCGAAAGAGACGCCUGCCCGAGGAGCACGCCCGGUUCUACGCGGCCGAGAUCAGUCUGGCGCUCAACUUUCUCCACAGCAAGGGCAUCAUAUACCGCGACCUCAAGCUCGACAAUGUGCUGCUCGACCAGGACGGCCACAUCAAGCUCACCGAUUACGGCAUGUGCAAGGAGAACAUACACGAGUUCGAGACUACCGCCACCUUCUGCGGCACCCCCAACUACAUAGCGCCGGAAAUUUUGCGCGGCGAAAACUACAGCUUCUCCGUCGACUGGUGGGCCCUCGGGGUCUUGCUCUACGAGAUGCUCGCGGGCAGGAGUCCCUUCGACAUAGCCGGCGCUUCCGAGAACCCUGAUCAGAACACCGAGGACUAUCUCUUCCAGAUAAUCCUGGAAAAAACUAUACGUAUACCGAGGUCCCUGUCCGUCAAAGCCGCCAGUGCACUCAAGGGAUUCCUCAACAAGGACCCCAAGGAGCGUUUGGGCUGCGGAAGCGGCGUCAACUCGUUCACAGAACUAAUGACUCACCCCUUCUUCAAACCGAUCGACUGGGAGCAACUCGAACAAAAACUGAUAACGCCGCCCUAUAGGCCAAGAUUCGAAUCCGAUCGAGAUUUAGCCAAUUUCCCGCCGGAAUUUACCGAGGAGCCAGUCCUCUUAACCCCUGAUGAUAGCGACGAAAUCACGAAGAUCGACCAAUCGGAAUUCGAAGGUUUCGAAUAUGUAAAUCCACUGCUCAUGUCACAAGAAGAUUGCGUCUAACAAAAAAAGAGCCUGCCAUUUUUUUACAACAACGAUUAUGACAAUUAUUGAAAGAAUUUUUACCUUAACAUUUAUUGUACAGAGACAAGUGAAUUUUUUUUGCUGAAUUUUUAAAAUAAGUAUGAUGAUAAUAAAUUUAUUUUUUUACAACACAGCA
Messenger RNA from Trichogramma pretiosum, 2625 nucleotides. Its product is annotated as atypical protein kinase C-like. Bases 618 to 2468 code for a protein of 616 amino acids. Gene Ontology annotation, molecular function: ATP binding; protein serine/threonine kinase activity; protein binding. The record is from RefSeq and is a predicted model, not a curated record. Lineage: Eukaryota; Metazoa; Arthropoda; Insecta; Hymenoptera; Trichogrammatidae. The transcript has 8 exons. Gene Ontology annotation, biological process: establishment or maintenance of cell polarity; protein phosphorylation.